Messenger RNA from Bactrocera oleae (olive fruit fly), 521 nucleotides. The record is from RefSeq and is a predicted model, not a curated record. NCBI's taxonomy places the organism in Eukaryota, Metazoa, Arthropoda, Insecta, Diptera, Tephritidae.
AUGGAGCUGGCGGAACAGAUUGACGAUUUGAGGUUCUGCACAAUGAAUGACGAAGGCCCCACCAGAAUUAUGGGCACCUGUAAUAGCUCGCCAGAUAUUACUAUCGCUAGCAGUGGUCUGACAAAUAGCAUAACCUGGCGACAUAUGCUAACUCUGGCAUCAGACCAUCUGCCCAUAAUUAUAUCGAUCGAGAAACCUCCCGACUUAAUUUCUGUGGACAACCGCACCUUUUCUAACUUUAACAAAGCUAACUGGGUCGGCAUCACAGAAUUUACUAAGAGCACCUUCAACGUACUACCCAUUCCAACGGAUGUCAUCGUUGGCGAGCUUCAUUUCCACAAGGUGAUCGCUGCUGCUCGCUUCAUACCGCCGGAACUCCGUCCUAAUUUACCAGCCGAAGCAGCUUUAUUAGCAAAGGAGCGCGAUACCUUACGCCAUACCGAUCUCUGUGAUCCCCAAAUAAGGGAUCUCAAUUUGGAGAUUCGGCAAAUGGUAAAUCAACAUUAGCGGACAAAAUGGAU